GCCUGUGGGACGACGUUGGAGCACAUGGUGCUGCGGCCAUCGACGAUGGGAGUGUCGCGGCCUCUGUCGGCUGCGGCAAAGCCACUGCCGACCCAUGUGGACGUGGCUAUUGUCGGAGGUGGGCUUGGCGGCCUGCUGCUGUGCGCCGGGCUGAGGUGAGUGAGUGUGGCCGGGAGAGGGGAGAGAUACCCUUCUUCCUGUGUGAUGAUGGUCUCUGUGUGUAUGUGUGUGUGUCAGAUGUCGUGGCAUCGACGCCCAUGUGUUUGAGCGUGCCCCUGCUCUGAGAAAUGCAUCGCAGGUCAGCCAGAGACAGAGAGAGAGGGAGAGAGAGAGGGAGGUGGGAAGGACCCGUUCCAGUGUUGAUUGUGCCGUGUGUGCAGGGCAUGUUCACGGCCUCCACGAACGGAAUGUGUGCAGUGAGGCGGGUGAAGAGCGACAUUGCAGAUACCAUGUUGGCCUCUGGCGUCAUGGACCCGACCACAGCCAUGCAUCAACGCAUGCUGGGGAGGAGGUACACUUACUUUGAUAUGUGCACACAUACCCAUCCCUGCUGUAUGUCGGGGCUCAUCCAGGUCAAGACAAUCCGCGUCGACCGGAAGGGCAAAGGCGAGGUGUCCAUCCGCUGGACCAAGGCACAGAACAUCUUCGCGUCCCACGUGCCCGACGAGGUCAUCCACUGCAGCUGCGGCGGUCGCGACUUCACUGAGGACGACACCGGCGCGACACUCGUGUUCGAGGGCAGGAACGAGCAAGUCAGGUCAGUGUGACCGACCAUUACACGGCAAUCACCCCAGCCGUGGCCAUCUUGCCCUGUGAAUGCACUUACCUUCCAGGGCCAAGAUGAUCGUGGCUGUCGACGGCGCUUUCUCGGCCCUCCGGCCCCAGAUCUUAUCGCGGCAUCGUGAGAAGCGCGACGGCGUUAAGCAGGUCACGAAAGACGGCGGCCAGGGAUCGGCUGCUGCGGCGCUGAUGAUCGAGGACCCGCCCAAGUACCAUGGCUUCCUCAACUGGAACGCACUCGUCAAGAAAGAAGUAGGAGCCGGCGGGCCCUGUGGACGGACGCCCCUCUACCAGUGAAUAUUCAUAAUCUGGUACUUGUUGCGUUGCAGGACAUCGCGCGCUACGCCGAGUCCGCGGGCGUGCUGCUGCCCUACACAGAGCGCGGCAUGUUCAUUGUCACAUCAGACUGCCCGAACGUGCUUGCGUUUAUCGUUGAUGUCGGCACACACGUCUUCUGGCAGGUGGGUGACCCACGCACUCGCACACAUAGACACAAAGCCCUCGAAUCUAACAUCUGUGUGUUUGUGUUCAGAUCCGAGUGCCGGAGUCGUCCAAGGCCGGUCACCGCGCGGUUGCGGGCCGCCAAGGGCUCAAAGAGCACCUCCUUCGUGGCCUGCGUGACGCCACUGACCUGGCAGUGCCCAUCGGCCAGGAGGCGGAGAAGCCGCAGAUACCGGCCGGUGAGACGCAGCCCAACAUGUCGGAGAUCAUUUGCAUGGUGGGGGCCACACCGGAGGAGAAGAUCUACGAGCGGUGCAUCUACGGCAGGGCCGCCACAUCAACCAUCACCACUCCAAAGGUACCAGUGGCCUGCAAUGAGAAGAUGCUCGAUGGCCUGACUAUGUAUGUUCGUUCGUUGACACACAGGGCCGCGUUAUCAUGAUCGGCGACGCCGCCCAUGCGCCCUAUCCUGGACCCGGCCAAGGGGCCAAUAUGACCUUUGAGGACGUCAGCGUGCUCAUCGACAUGUUCGAGAAACACGUGCCAAACAUUCGGGCACCGAACACGGCCACCGUGAGCAACCGCGACCUGACGAACGGCACUACCCACAAACCAGGCAAGAUUGACCGGCGGACAGAGGGGAAGAAAGCGACUCAACCGAUCGCCAUUUUCGUUCUCUUCCUAUGUGAAUGUCUGCAGAUCUGAAUGGCCACAGCAAUGUAGAGUUGCCGGCCGUCGUGGUGCCCACGAUCCUCUGCGAGUGCGAGUCCAUCCGGCUGCCCCGCAUGCAGUCGAUGGUCUACUAUGCGGACAUCGCGGCGUGGCAGUUCCAUACCCAGGCCUCCAAAGUCCCAACCGAGUGCUUGAAAGCAAGUCGGACGGCCAUCUCGGGGUCGUCCACCCCGAGAUCAAGGACUGCCGCACCAAGUUCAACGACUGGGUCAAGACGUUCCCGCCAGAGGGACCGCCGCCAUCGCUGGAGCCGUUCGAGCCAUUUGUGCCCAGGAAGGUGUUCAGGCCCUAGUCUACCCCGUCAAAUACUAAACAGAUGGAUGGUCGGGAUGCACGCACCCUGAUACACUGCCAGAGUGGUAUCUAGGAGUUUUGGGUGUGUUGUUGGGUUUGUUGAAGAGGAUGUGUGUGCAUAUUUAUUGCUUGGAAAAGGCAAGGUUGACUCUGUGUGUGAGAUACUCAUCUGUGGCGGUGCGGCUCUCUCUCUCUCUCUCUCUGUCUCUGUAUGUGUGUGUGCAUGUCUUGCUGGCGUGCCCUCUUUUGCUGCAUGCUGUAUGUAUCGGCGAUGCAUGCUAUGAUAGCCAGUGCACCAUCGAUCCAUCACCCUCUCGAAUAUCUGUCUGUUUGCAAACGCAUAUGUCAGCCGGCAGUUUGGGGUGUUUUACCGCCAGUUUGUUUUGUCCCAUGCAUUCAUUCACUGAUGUGUGGAUGGGAUGCAGUCCGUCUGUGGUGCGUACGUUUGUAUGACCAUCUUUGGCUCAUCCUGGCGAGCAGGCAACCAGGCAGCAGGUAGGGAGGCAUGGUGGUGUUUUGUGUCUGUCUGGUUUUGUGCUACAAGUGGGCUCUUUCUUCUUCCUUGCCAUGGGUGUGAGUGGUGUCAGUCACGUGUGCGGAAGGGACCUUUAUUGCGUCCGUCGUGAUCCAUUCAGCGGCACAUUUAUACUAGCACCUCUUGCACCAUCGAUCGACUAGCCGCCUAAUUUACUUGGGGCGUUUUUGCGAUGAAUGAAUCCUUCCUUGCAUGUGGCGAAUGCGUAGGUCCGUUGUUCCAUGCUGCUGCCUGAAGUGAAGUGCAGCCAUCCCGCCGAUCUUGCGCAGUCCUGUUUCCCCCACUCCCUCCCUCUGUCAUCGUGGAUGUCUUUAUGCAGCCUACCGCUCAUAUUUCACCUGGUCGGUCUUUAUGAGUGAUCCAUCCGGUGUCCGUGUGUGCGGGAGGGGUGGCUUUAUGGCUGGAGAUGGAUGCAUUUUGCCUGGAUGCCAGGGGGCUAUAUCCGAGUUUUGUGUGUCGAGCGGGUGAAUGUUCGUCGGACUGCUGACCUGUUCUGGCUGCCUUAGACCGGGCUCUUCGUCGGAUGGGGCCCUGUGUGUGGUACGUCCGUGUUUGAGAGAGGCGAGGGGGGCUCUGUGUGUCUGUGGGGCGAGGUUUGUGCACUCCGUAAUACGCACGUUUGUGUGGCUGUCUUUCAUCACUCUUGCUGGCAACCAUGAAGGCAGGCAGGCAGCCUUGGCAUUUGGUGUGUCAAGUGUGUGUGACCUUCAUUGCUGUCUGUAUCUGUUGAGCUUUGUCCGCCGUGCGAUGUGACCCAGGGAGAAUGGCACGUUUAUCCUAGCACCUAUUGCACCAUCGACCAGCCGUCUUACCUAGGGCGUUCCUCUGAAGGCGAGCGAAUGCGUUUUGGUAUAGGCAGUCAAGUUUUUUGUAAGAGAGCUCAAAGUAUAUAUGCAGUGUUCUUUGGUCUUUGUAUAUACGCUGCGUUGCCGACAUAGUCGGUCUGUACACGUCCGCGUCUCCUUGCACCUAGCUCUGUCUCUGGCUUGUCACCGUGGCGUGCGUGUCAUGGUUGAUGUGGCAAAUUCUCCACACGCGCCAUGGGACGCAGACUCUGGUGACAGGGGGAAAGGCGUGAUGGGGUCGGGUCAGUCAGCUUGGAUGGGUGUAUGUGCUUGAGGGUGUGGCACGUGGUGGCGCUCGACCAGCCAACUUUAUCUGUAUGGUCCAUGUGUAAGUGCACUUACGUGUGCUUGAGCUCCGUGUUGCUCGCCAUUUAUGCAGCAGUGCCCGAAGGGCCGCCAUGACGAUUGACAAAAUAUAUGAUGACGGUGCAUUAAACGAAGAUGGCAG
Messenger RNA from Vitrella brassicaformis, 4075 nucleotides. Lineage: Eukaryota; Vitrellaceae. The record is from the annotation of a GenBank genome assembly.